AUGUCCCAGAACAACUUCACCUUUGUCGUUGAGCAUCUCGACCCAGAACUCGGUCCCUGGUCCGCGCUGGAAUACAAGACCAUUGCCCAAGAAUCACAACAAGCUGGAUGCCAUUUUAUCCUGUCUUCUCUGCCUCAGUCUCUGCUCGAAUCACAGGAUCUGAAAGACUUGGUAAGGCUGGGCGCAGAGUCUAGGUCCGACAGCAUCGAGGCCUAUUUCUCCCACAAAAAGGAUAAGAUUUGCCUGCUCGAUCCGGCUGCCAAGCAGGAACUGCAUCCUACCGAUGCUGCGGGGUUUGAUGUCUUUCUGUUUGGUGGCAUAUUAGGAGAUGAUCCCCCGCGAGACCGCACCAGCGAGUUGCGAAAAAAGGGCUUUUCCGGCCGCCGCCUAGGCCCCGUACAAAUGACUACAGAUACAGCUGUCAGAGUAACGCGAAUGGUUAUCAAUGAUCAAAUUCCCCUCGAUAAGAUCCCUUAUGUCGACUUUCCGGAGCUAAAAUUGGAUGAGCAUGAGUCCACAGAGAUGCCUUUCCGAUACGUCACCGACAAUUCCGGCAAGCCAAUCAUGCCUCAGGGGAUGGUUGAUCUCAUCAAAGCCGACGCGGACAAAGCCUUCGAUAAUCUGGAGUUCGCGGACGAAGUGGAUGGCCUUGACCAGCUGGAAGUUACCAAGCCUUGA
This is a messenger RNA of Fonsecaea multimorphosa CBS 102226, 678 nucleotides long. RefSeq lists its product as uncharacterized. Gene Ontology annotation, molecular function: protein-arginine omega-N monomethyltransferase activity. The coding region runs from base 1 to 678 and encodes 225 amino acids. The transcript has 5 exons. Lineage: Eukaryota; Fungi; Ascomycota; Eurotiomycetes; Chaetothyriales; Herpotrichiellaceae. The record is from RefSeq and is a predicted model, not a curated record. Gene Ontology annotation, biological process: peptidyl-arginine methylation.